Messenger RNA from Lactuca saligna, 459 nucleotides. NCBI's taxonomy places the organism in Eukaryota, Viridiplantae, Streptophyta, Magnoliopsida, Asterales, Asteraceae. The record is from the annotation of a GenBank genome assembly.
AUGGAUGAUGAGCAAGUUAUGACUGAUGAGCUAGUUUUGAAUGAUGAAUCAGUUAUGAAUGAUGAACCAGUUAUGAAUGAUGUGCCAGUUAUGAAUGAUGUUGCAAUCAUAGAUGAUCAAUAUGAUGAGCCAAUUAUGAAUAAUGAUCCAGUUGUAGAUGAUGAAUAUGAUUAUGAGGAUACUGCAGAUGAAAUGUUUGAUGAGGAACCUUUGAUAGAUGAUGUGGAGGUGAACAUGAUCAACUUCUAUAGUGUACUUGAUGAAGACAUUGACUUGGGCCAGCCUGAUCCGACAAACAAUAAUACAGAGGAACAUGAAGACAUUAAAGAUGAACCUUUAGAAGUCUUAAACAAUGAUGUCUUUGGGUCAUUUGCUAGUGAAAAAGAGCCUAGAAAGAAAUUGUUAAGGUAUUCACCUAGUUUGAAAAUAAAAGACAGAAAGCAAGCGCAAAAAGAUUGA